Molecule: messenger RNA, 1215 nt
Organism: Lytechinus variegatus (green sea urchin)
Lineage: Eukaryota; Metazoa; Echinodermata; Echinoidea; Temnopleuroida; Toxopneustidae
Exons: 7
Coding region: 1-1215 (404 amino acids)
Molecular function (GO): protein binding
Source: RefSeq, a predicted model, not a curated record
AUGCCGAAUACAGUUGAGUGUACAGACCGUUGUGAUAAUGGAGGAAUUUGCAGUUCAUUGAACAAUGUCACUGGAUUUAUCUGCACAUGCGCAGAUGAGUACAGUGGUGCAAGAUGUGAAUCUCGUUCGCGGUAUGCAGCACUCAUGUUUCUGUGCGACUCAGGAGAUAAUAUGAUUUUCGAAGCCAGUGCUGACGAGCUCGAGUUUCAUCCGCUUCCCUUGACCAAUCUCCGACAACCGGUGGCCGUCGGCUACGACUACGAAGACGACGUCGUUUUCUGGGUCAACGCUGAGGAUGGCUCACUUAAUCGAGCAAGACGCAAUGGAUCUGGAUAUGAACAAAUGAAUGUCGGUCAUGACAAUGGGAACGAGGCUCUGCUCAUCCUUCUUGAUCUUACGGCUGCUUUCGAUACGGUCGCCUAUGAGAUUCUGCUUCCUAGACUGAAAUACAGAUUUGGAGUGACUGGAACGCGUCUUUUCCUCAUCGAUGACCAAAAGCAAACCAUUGAAUCCUUCGGUCCUGAGGGAGAAGAUCACGUGACCGUCUUCACGACGGAAGGGACGUCCCCUAUUGAUAUCACGUGGUACAGGGGGACUCCCCUAUGGACAGAGGCGACACAAACAAGGGGUCUUAUUCUUCUUUAUGGGAAAAGAGAUGUAUCGCCCGCGUCAACAAACCUGAUUCAUUUUCAAAAUCCAGCGGGAAUUCAUGUUUAUCAUGGUCAGUCCUACUCGAAAGCACUGCAUGGAAGAUGUUUAGAAGACGAGUAUUCCUGCGAAGAUCUGUGUCUUCCUCUAUCGUGGCAGUGUGAUGGCCUUCCUGAUUGCCCUGAUCAGAGCGAUGAACUCAAGUGCGAACCAACAGAAGACCCAGUUCCUGAUGGCUUAUUUGUCGAUAGCGAAAACAGAGUAAUUUUCUGGACGGAUGCGGAUUACCAAACUAUCGAAGCAAUCGAGUUUGACAAAUCCAACCAGAGAGUAUUGAUCAACGAUGUUGACAUACCGAGAGCUAUCAUAGUCGUUCCGACCAAUGGUAAGCUUUAUUGGACCGACUGGGGUGCCACACCUAAGAUUGAGAUGUCCAAUCGAGACGGGUCAGACCGUCAGGUGAUCAUCGAUACAGAGCUCGGAUGGCCUAAUGGAAUCACCUAUGAUAUUGAAGGUGUGUAUCCAGCAGUCAUGUUUCAUUGUGUGUUUUUGAUAAACUGCCAUUAA